Messenger RNA from Colletotrichum navitas, 951 nucleotides. RefSeq lists its product as uncharacterized. The transcript has 2 exons. Bases 1 to 951 code for a protein of 316 amino acids. NCBI's taxonomy places the organism in Eukaryota, Fungi, Ascomycota, Sordariomycetes, Glomerellales, Glomerellaceae. The record is from RefSeq and is a predicted model, not a curated record.
AUGCUAUGUGCCGGCCUGGGUGCCGGCCUCGCUGCUACACCCCCGAGCUCCCGCACCAGGCAAUCCACCAUCAUGCCCAUGCCCAAGUACUACGAGCGAGAAGUCCGCGGCGACUACGUCCGCAGCCCAAGCCACCACCACGGCGAACUGUCCCCGCUCUCACGGGAGCAUUACCCCGAAUACCACUCCGGUGGCGGCGGUCCCAUUCAGGUGGUCUACCCGGACCCCCGAGGGCAUGUUCCCGUAGCUGGCGGUCCCUACGUCUCGGGCGCCAUUCCCGCCGACGCCUCUUCUCCGGUCUACCCAUACUAUGGUCCCGAAUCCCCGCUCUCGCCCCGCGACGCAAACGCCCUCCAGAUCCCACCCCAUCCCCGCCAUCGCCCUCGCUCUCUACCUCCCCAGGCCUUCGCACUGGGCCGACCCCGAUCCCGCUCGCGGCCCCGGAGCCCCAUCGGCAAGGCCCGCCAUGCCAUCGACAACACCUUUACCCAGUCCUCCUCCGGCAUCGGCGUCGGCCUGUUGGGCGCCGUCAUUGGCGGGCUGGCUGCGCGCGAGGUCUCCGACGCCACCGUCCGGACCCGCAACCGCAAGGAGAUGGAAAAUGGCACGUACCGCCCGCGGUCGCCCCGAGAGAUUGAGAAGGCGCGUGUGAUAACCACCGUCGUCGGUGCUCUCGUCGGCGGCCUCGGCGCCAACGCGCUCGAGAGACGCUUCGAGGUUGCUCGUCAACGGGACAGAGAGCAGCAGGAGGCCUGGGAGAGAAAAUGGGGGAGGGAGCGUGACCUCCCACACUACGACACAGGUAGGGACCACGAGCUGGACCAUGGCAGGGGACGUCCCCGCAAUCGGCGUCGUGAUGAGUGGGACGACGGCUAUUUUCGGGACCACCCUUACGACGACCGGCGUGCAGGGAGGUUGAGGAGCGAAGAACGAUACACAUACAGGAACUGA